AGCGCCGCCAUGGCUCUGCAGACCGAGGUCCUGGACGAGCUGCCCGUCGCCUGCUUGUCACCGUGCGGGCCGCCCAACCCAACCGAACUGUUCAGCGAGGCGCGGCGCCUGGCGCUGGAAGAGCUAGUGGCGCGCGGCCCCGAUGCCUUCGCGGCCUUCCUGCGGCGCGAGCGCCUGGGCCGCUUCCUGAACCCGGACGAGGUGCACGACGUGCUGUGCUCGGCCGAACGCCCAGGCGAGGAGGGCGCGGCGGCGGCGGCGGCCGAGGACUCGUUCGGCUCGUCGCACGACUGCUCGUCGGGCACCUACUUCCCCGAGCAGUCGGACCUGGAGCCACCGCUGCUGGAGCUCGGCUGGCCGGCCUUCUACCAGGGCGCCUACCGCGGUGCCACGCGCGUCGAGGCGCACUUCCAGCCCCGCGGCGCGGGCGCCGGCGGCCCCUACGGCUGCAAGGACGCCCUGCGCCAGCAGCUCCGCUCCGCACGCGAGGUGAUUGCCGUAGUAAUGGAUGUUUUCACAGACAUUGACAUCUUCAGAGAUCUGCAGGAAAUAUGUAGGAAACAGGGCGUGGCUGUAUACAUCCUUCUGGACCAGGCUCUGCUCUCCCACUUUUUGGACAUGUGCAUGGAUCUGAAAGUGCAUCCUGAACAGGAGAAGCUGAUGACAGUGCGGACUAUUACAGGAAAUAUCUACUAUGCAAGGUCCGGAACAAAAAUUGUUGGGAAGGUUCAUGAAAAGUUCACUCUGAUUGAUGGCAUUCGAGUUGCAACAGGCUCCUACAGUUUUACCUGGUCAGAUGGCAAAUUAAACAGCAGUAACUUGGUAAUUCUGUCUGGCCAAGUGGUUGAACACUUUGACCUGGAGUUCCGGAUCUUGUACGCCCAGUCGAAGCCCAUCAGCUCCAAACUCCUGUCCAGUUUCCGGAUCAGCGGCAAGUUUGACCAUCUCGUUGACUGGAAGCCACAGUCCAAGGAGCUCACGCUGGGCAACCUGCUACGCAUGCGGCUGGCCAGACUGUCCAGUACGCCCAAGAAGACCCACCCCAGCCUGGAGGCACCUGUGGAAGGCAAGGGCGGGACUAAGCGCCAUGACUCCGAGUCCUCCACCAUCAGUGAGGAGGACUACUUCCACAGCCACAAGGACGAACUGGAGGACAACAAGGCCGUGAAUGUCGCCACCCAAACAGAGUCAGGAGAGGAGCCAGCUGUAGUGAGUGUGAGCGAGGCGGGAACGCAAACCAGCUCCAGCACCACCUGUGCCGGGACCCAAACUGCAGUCUCCACCCGGGCAGCAAGCUCCCAGACCAUGGUGUGGUCCAGGGCCACCACCACGCAGACUGACCCGGAGGAGAUCGGGCUCCUUUCUCAGGGAACUCAGUCUAAAGAAGGAUCACCUGUGUCAAAGAUGUCUGUGUCAAGGUCUUCCAGUUUGAAGUCAUCCUCCUCUUUGUCUUCCCAGGGCUCUGUGGCCAGCUCUGUUGGCUCCCAUACUUCUCUGAGAGCCACUGACCUCCACAAUCCUGGAUACCCCAAGUACCUGGGCAUCCCCCAGCUGGAUCUGUGCCUGAGGGACUCAUUCAGAAACUUGAAUCAAGAGCGACAGUUUCUCUUCACUGGCAUCAGGUCCCGACUCAAUCACAUGCUGACCAUGCUGUCUAAGAGGACAGUCUUUACCGAAAACUAUCUUAGCUUUAGUCCUGGGAAUUAUACCAGAGCAUCAGUGAACCUGGUUGCUAUUAGAGACAUACCACUGUACCCUUCCUAUCAGUGA
Messenger RNA from Castor canadensis (American beaver), 1770 nucleotides. RefSeq names its product family with sequence similarity 83 member D (gene Sack1d). NCBI's taxonomy places the organism in Eukaryota, Metazoa, Chordata, Mammalia, Rodentia, Castoridae. Gene Ontology annotation, molecular function: protein kinase binding. The record is from RefSeq and is a predicted model, not a curated record. Gene Ontology annotation, cellular component: cytosol; mitotic spindle pole. Gene Ontology annotation, biological process: regulation of TOR signaling; protein localization to mitotic spindle; signal transduction.